Molecule: messenger RNA, 883 nt
Organism: Ruditapes philippinarum (Manila clam)
Lineage: Eukaryota; Metazoa; Mollusca; Bivalvia; Venerida; Veneridae
Exons: 2
Coding region: 229-552 (107 amino acids)
Source: RefSeq, a predicted model, not a curated record
GGAACUUUAGCACGGAGGAAGGUAGUCUAGUACUGUUGUAACUCUCCAGGAACGAUGGUUAGGAAACUACCCGCCUAUAUGACUGAAAUACUGUUGGGAAAAGGCGUAAAAUGAAACAAACAAACAAAAAUAUAUGUAAGGUCAAGGUUACUGAUAACUGGGGACAACUGAAAUGUUAUUUACGUCACGUCACAUUAGAAAUGAACACAUUAUAGUAACUAAAUCUUCAUGUGUUUUGUAGGCUUAGGACAAGGAGGGGAGGCAGUUUAUUUACAGGAAACACAAGUGAUUGAAGGUCCUGACGGCACAAGAUAUAUUAUAGCAGGAUCAGGCGAGGAACUACAAGUUAUUGAGUCUUCUAACCUACAAGUUACUGAGCUUGUUCAGGAGGGUGAGAUUGUAGAGGGAGGAGUUAUAGAGCAGAUACAACAAGUGGAACAUAUAAAGGAUUCUAGUAGUGGAAAUAUUUUGGUCAUGAAUGAUGGUGAAGAACAGACAUUAAGUACUUUGGCAAACAUGGCGAGUGAAGCUUCAGUGGUUAAAUUAGAUUAGAAUACUAUCAUCAUGGUUAUUUUUUGACAAGUUUUAACUGGUUAUUUGUUAGAAAAACAUGUUGAUAUUUUUUAUUGAAUGUUAAAUCUUAUAUCAUUUACUUUAAAAGAAGAGAACAAACAUAAAGAGAUUGCCUACACAUCCAUUGGUAAGUACAUAGAGGAAAUUCAUGUUUUUGUGUCACCUUGAAAAAGUCCACAUAUAGGAUUACUUUUGUUGGUGGCAGUGUCGCGGCGUCCCCAUAGUCUUGCUUCUUACAUGCAUCGUUCAAUGACCUGAAGAGCAGUGCAUAAGAAUCGGUACUUUGCACUUCUUAUUUUUGAGUUAUUGC